CAGACACAGACAGAGGGGCAACGAUAGUACCAGAACCUGAGUACAGACAGAAAACACAGUAAGUUGUUGGAGAUGUCUGAGGACAUCUAUGCUGUGCCAGAUAUGACCAAGAAGGUCAGGUUUAACAGAGGUGAGAUGAAGGAGAGGAUUGUGGAUAUAUAUGUCAGUGCAGACACCCUGACAGAUGGUGAGACCAGCACCAAGAGAGAAGAGACAGCAGACACUGCUCCUAAUAAUGGACCAGGAGACCAGCACUCAGUACAUGUUCAGUGGUGGAAGACACCCUCUGGAGUUGCUGCAGUGUGUCUGGGGCUGCUGUGUGUUCUCCUACUGGCUGGGAUCAUAGGCCUGUCUGUUCAAUACAGCAACGUCUCAAAGAACUCAUCUGCAGCAAGAGACCAGCUACAGACCAGUUAUAACAACCUGACUAAAGAGAGAGACCAGCUACAGACCAGUUAUAACACCCUGACUAAAGAGAGAGACCAGGUACAGACCAGUUAUAACAACCUGACUAAAGAGAGAGACCAGCUACAGACGAGCUAUAACAACAUAACUAAAGAGAGAGACCAGCUACAGACUGAGAGAGAUGUUCUUAGCGGCAGGCUUUCCAAUCUCAAAAAAACCUGUCCUAAAGGCUGGCAGAAGUUUGAAUCCAGUUGGUACUUCCUGUCUACUGAGACUAAAACCUGGAAGGAGAGCAGACAGGACUGUCUGGAGAGAGGAGCAGACCUGGUGAUCAUAAACAGUGAUAAGGAACAGACAUUUCUCUUCAACCUAGAGAAGAGAGUCUGGAUUGGUCUGACUGACUCUGUUAUUGAUGGGACCUGGAAAUGGGUGGACGGCAAACCACUGACCACAAGGUACUGGUGUGACCCACAGCCUGAUAAUGGUGGUGGCAAUCCAGAAUAUGGUGAGGAGGACUGUGUUGAGAUACGCACAUAUCAGUCCUCUGAAUGCAUGGAAUGACUUGUCAUGUGCGGAGAAUCUUCACUGGAUUUGUGAGAAAGUGGUUUAACAUCACCACGACAACAUACUGAAACACAUACAGCGGCCUUCAGUGCACAGAACGUCCUCCUUCAUUCUCUCUCUCUCUCUCUCUCACUCUCUCUGUCUCUCUGUCUCUCUGUCUGUCUCUCUCUCUCUCUCUCUCUCUCUGUCUCUCUCUGUCUAUCUCUCUCUGUCUCUCUCUCUCUCUCUCUCCCUCUGUCUCUCUCUGUCUCUCUGUCUCUCUGUCUCUCUCUCACUCUCUCUCUCUCACUCUCUCUGUCUCUCUGUCUCUCUGUCUCUCUCUCUCUGUCUCUGUCUCUCUGUCUCUCUCUCUCUCUCUGUCUCUCUGUCUCUCUCUCUCUCUCACUCUCUCUGUCUCUCUCUCUGUCUCUCUCUCUGUCUCUCUCUCUCUCUCUGUCUCUCUCUCUCUCUCAAACCCACACACAGAUGCACAAGUGUGUUUUAUUUGUUUGUAUUAGCAUACUAAUAAAA
Messenger RNA from Oncorhynchus nerka (sockeye salmon), 1479 nucleotides. RefSeq names its product C-type lectin domain family 4 member M-like. Bases 73 to 966 code for a protein of 297 amino acids. Gene Ontology annotation, molecular function: low-density lipoprotein particle receptor activity. The record is from RefSeq and is a predicted model, not a curated record. NCBI's taxonomy places the organism in Eukaryota, Metazoa, Chordata, Actinopteri, Salmoniformes, Salmonidae. Gene Ontology annotation, biological process: leukocyte cell-cell adhesion; lipoprotein metabolic process. The transcript has 6 exons. Gene Ontology annotation, cellular component: plasma membrane; signaling receptor complex.